AUGAAUACGGCGGCUUCGCCGGGCCGGCUGACGACCCCGAAGGUGGAUCUCCACAUAUUGGACGGCCUCGUUGCUGACCCUCGCCUCGGUAUCGCCGGGACCCUCGAGUUGUUUCGAGGUCAAACCUCUCAGGAUUUCCGCCCGAACAAGGCCCUCCGGUCGUGGCUAUAUCGCCUGCAUCUUUCCUCCUAUCCACAACUCGGGCUGCUGUGUAACAUUGCUGAGAACGGCUUGGUCCCACAUUGGGUGGACCCUGUUCUUCGGACCGGUGUCCGACCGUCGCCGCCUAACUACCCAGGAGCCACCCAAGGAGCUUCAAUCGUGACACACAAGUUGCUCGCGGACUACUAUCAUGGAAGAUGCAUUGUGGCCACGUUGGCUACGUUGGAAGCCGACCCAGGAUUUCAUGCCAGUCCCUUUGCGCUCGUUCCCAAGAAGGAUUUGCCCCUAGACGUGGACGGCCGCAUCAUCCACGAUCUAUCAGCCCCAACGGGCCUUUCCGUCAAUGACCACACAGAUUCUUCAAUGUCCCCGGACGCCACGUGGGACCCGUUCUACAUGCGCGUCAUGCAUCCGCGUUCGGGGGGAAAUUUCCGCAGUACGAACCAUGGUAUUGUGUCUGGUAUGGCUGUUUUCGGUUGGACCGCGUCCCCUGGCUUCUUUGCCGUGUUUGGCAAGCUGUUCGACACUACCAGCGUUCGGUGGGUCGAUGACAUCGUGUUGAUCGAGGUCGAUAUUGGUGAUCGAUUGAAACAAGCAGAGACACGUCUCAGAGACGGCAUCAAGCUCGUAUUCGGUUCCGAUGGUUGGCACGAAGGAAAGUUUAGGACCUGGUCCCGUGAGUUCCACGCGGCGGGAAUUGACUGGGAUAUCCCGAGCGAAGUAGUAUCGGUUCCUCAAAGGAAAAUCGACAAGACCAAAGCAGUGGUUUUGAACCUGCUUGGCAAACGAGCGAUCUCAAGGAAACAACUCGAUAGUCUGGUGGGCGUGUUACGACACGUGAUCAGCUUUAUCCCGAUUACAAAACCUUUCAUUCAGAGUCUAGUAGCUGUUCAGAACAGCUUGCGGAGACUACGACAGUCAGUCGUGUCACUAACUGAGUUUCUCAAGAAGGACUUGGUCUGGUGGAGCGAGCUCGUAUUCCAGAACGAGUUUAGAGGCAUGCCGAUGCGCCUAUUCGACACAGCCCCAAGCUACGACGAAGUCUGGCUGAAGACGCAGCAGCUCAAACGAGCGAGCGUCGCCGAGGGGACACUGGGGAGGUACACCAGGAAUUUCAAGUUCUGGGAGUCCUUCUGCACCGACUUCGGAUUCCCGGUCUGGAUCGACGAGCUGCCCAGGGCACAACAAGCACGGAUGGUGGGACUGUUCGCCGGAGUAUGUGCUUCCGAAGGACACAACCGGAGUAAGAUCGGCAACAAGUAUCAGACCUUCGACGGAAAAAUGGCAGCGGUGGUCUUCGCGCAAAAGGCAGUUCGGAAUGCCCGGCUCAACUACCAUGACCCGGAAUUUGACCUUAUCGCUCAGGGAUACAAGCGCACCAACAGCCAAGUGGAGCGGAAGCAACCAGUUACUACUCAGAUGCUGCUCAAAAUCUACGAGCAGAUAGACAUCGCAGACUCUGAGUCUCGGUUAGUGUGGGAUUCGAUUGUGAUGGGGUUUUAUUUUCUCGACCGUAGCUCGGAGCUAUGGGGACCGGUUCCCACGGCUCGUUCCGGCAGCGGCGACCGUGUGCACUGCGUGCCAACGUGGUUCUGCGAGAUCGCCGUGAGGUACAGACCGGACCGGAGUCCGACGAUGCGCACUCAGUAA
Molecule: messenger RNA, 1812 nt
Organism: Phytophthora sojae
Lineage: Eukaryota; Oomycota; Peronosporomycetes; Peronosporales; Peronosporaceae
Exons: 4
Coding region: 1-1812 (603 amino acids)
Source: RefSeq, a predicted model, not a curated record